This is a messenger RNA of Rhodotorula toruloides NP11, 6132 nucleotides long. RefSeq lists its product as uncharacterized. The transcript has 10 exons. The coding region runs from base 1 to 6132 and encodes 2043 amino acids. NCBI's taxonomy places the organism in Eukaryota, Fungi, Basidiomycota, Microbotryomycetes, Sporidiobolales, Sporidiobolaceae. The record is from RefSeq and is a predicted model, not a curated record.
AUGCAGUUGUUGCGAUGUGGUGCAGCACCUCCUUGGCCGCCCGGAAGGCGUGAGAGACGCGCUUGCACGUCGAGAGGUUCCCCCCGCCCGAUCGAGCUUUGCGAUUGGCCCAACUUCAUCGCUUCGACUCUCUGCUCCCUCCUCAACAUGGCCAUCCACGCCGACGAGACGCAGCGCAUGCUGGACGAUCCAGACGGCACCUACGAUCCUGGCGGACUCGACGAGGGUACCGACUACGACGAUGCCUUUGACGAUGCGCCACGCCCCUCCGCUCAAGUCAAGGAGCCCAAACCGCCCAAGGAGCGCCUCCCUGGCUCACAGGGAGUACGCAACGCGUUCAACAAGGGUGCCUACCUUCCCUGCCCUCCCCCCAGCCUCCCUCGGCACCGCCGCGCCCGCCGUCCCAAACACACCGAAGGACUCUUUCCGACCACUCCGGCCCACCUCACCUUCUUCACGCCCUCCGCCUACUGGGAGUACGCCAGGACUACGCCCAUCGAGCAGUCUCAGCGCCUCGGCUGUUGCUCCCGCGAGAACUCCGCCUGCUCUCGCCGUCUCGCGCUCCUCUUUGCCCACUCGAAGCAGGAGUGGCUCGACUCGUUCCCGCUCGGCCACGAGCGCUAUCAGAUCGCCCUCAUCCCCAACAUGAAGUGGUGGCGAGACUUCGAGAAGCAGCGAUGCGACGGAUCCGAGGUGCAGGACGCGGCGUUUCCGUCAGGCGAUGACUGGGACACGACGACGCACCAACAUCCGUCGGUCGAGCGCCGCCUUCGCCACUGGCGCAGAAUCCGCCCCAACUCGAUCAUACUCGUCGCCAACGCAACAGCCGUGUCGCACUUUCGCACAUGGUCAGGCGUACUUGCCGACGACCUCAUCGGGACUCUCGAGGGAAUCCUCGCCGCCAUCGGCGACAAGAGCAAGCGCGCCGAGCUCGAGACCCGCGUCCGUUCCAUCCCGACCGACCACGCCUCCCUCAUCGACUACGUGCACACCGAUGUCACAAACAUCGGCGACGACCCGUCUGCGCCACCUGACCAAUGCUACCUCGACCUCCUCGACCUGUUCUCCUCGGGCAACGGCAAGGGAAAGCAGAGCCACACAAUCGGACCGACCAAGCCCGAGGUUGGGACGGGCUUCUUGCAGGGCUCGGCGCUUCUCUCGAAACCCGAUGCGUCGUCGUUCGGCACGAGGCUCCGUGCGAGAGGAAUUCCGCAGGAACGGUGGGACAACCUCUACUCGAUGUUGCAGACGAUGACGGGCGAGGUCAACGAGCGGGUUGGAAUCAUUGCGGGCUAUGUGUUUCGCGUGGUUCUGCUGCCAGAAGAGCUUGAAGCCCUCGAAGCCCGCCACCAGGCGAACGGCACCCUGACGGGCGGCGACCCGCUCAACUUCUUCACAACGACGCUCCAAAUCAACCAUUCGCCGCUCUCAGCUCCGACUCGCCCGCCGAGACACGCCUCUCCCACACCUGGAUCAGCUGUCGAUGCGACGCAACCAUCGCCCGAUGGGACAGACGGCUCUCCGGCAGCGGCAACUCCAGUCGACGAUGGCCGCCGACACCUCGAAGUGACGAUCGGCGUCCGCUUUGGUGCUCCUCACUCCGACCACGGCGACGAAGUCUUUGGAUGGACGCUCCUCCUCGACUUCUCGAAGCUCCCUCCGGGCUCGCACCCGGGCUGUUUCUUCGACUUCCGGCUCGGCACCUUCUGCGAAUUCGAGCCGUACCGACGCCUCGUGUACUUCUUCCCUGGAGUCGCGCCUCACGUCGGCUCGGCGCCACGACUUCCGCCCGCCUCGUAUGCCAACCCGAGCUGGGCUCGGUCUACCCGCUCGGUCGGAGUUGCUUACCCGUCGUCGAUGGCGUUCCUCUCGCCUCCGCCUCUCGCGACCGACUGCAGAUCGCUUCACGAGGUGUUCGAGCUCGCAACCUCGACGCCCUCGGCCGCUCCGCCACUCCUCGCUCGCGGCGAAGGUGCCGCGUCGUUCGGAUCGACUCGCAACGUCGCCUACAUCCUGACACUCCUCCACGCCCAGCGUGAGGUCCGCGCCCUCGUCCGCGACUACCUCACCCGCCACGUCGUCCUCGCCACUCUCCCGCACCCGAUGGCGCCCGAGCACCUCAGAGCGUGGCACGACUGGGCGAAGAACAGCGGUCAUCUCGUCAAGGCUGUCCAACGAGCGGAAGAGAUCGACUGCUGGAACGGCAUCGUUCGGAGGAAGGCGCUCGAGCACAAGCUCGACUCGACUCGCCGCCGCUCGCUCCGGACACUCGAAGAGCAGCUCCACCUCGCCGACUCCCUCCACCUGCCCUCGCAUAGCCUCCACGAGCUGGGUGCCGAGUAUCUCGCCUCGCGCGGCCUCGUGCGCAACGAAAAGGGCAAGGCGUACGUUCGCAGCCGCAUCCCGCCCCUCCCGCCUCUCCCGCCGGCACUCUUCGCCCUCUCUUUCGACAUCGUGUCGCCCUUCCGCGGCGUCUGGGACCCGAGCGAGUUCGAGGGCGUGAACUUUGUCUCGUCCGACGCGCUCAAGCCGACAAAGGCGGAGGAAGCGCUCGCGCGCCAGCACGCGAUCGGACGGCCUGACGAGUGGAGGAAUGCCAUGAGCUGGCUCCUGGGGUUCUUCCGACGAUGGUCGGAGUGGACGGAGGACGAGUUUGGUGCGAGGGAUCGCUUUGUCGCUGCCGUGCAGGAGGCGCUCGCGAACGGCAAGUCGCUCUCAGCAAGGGACGUCCGCCUCCUCAGCCAGCGGGCUCGGGGCGAGAUGGCGGAACAGGUUCCAGACACGCUCACAAUUGGCGAGCAGAUGGACUUCAGCAAGGUCGUCGUCCAGGACGACCAGGAGGACGAUCCGUCGUUCUCUCUCGGUCCAAACGGCGCGUCUGUUCCGCAAAGCGCGCUCCUGAUCAUUCCCCAGCCGCCUCGUCCAGCCGUUGUGGCCUCGGCCAAGAAGCUCAAUGAAAUCGCCGCCGCCGAGGCCUCCUCCGGCGACGAUUCAAGCUCGAGCGACAUCGACAUGCUGGACAAGUUCGACCAGGCCCUCCUUGCACUCGCUGCGUCUCCGGUUGCGUCAACAUCUGCCUCGGCUGGCGCGAAACGUCUCGUCUCGCCGGCACUCGACGAGCCCCCCGCCAAACGCACCCGCUCGAGCACCGAGCCGUGUGCUUCGGCGAAGGAAGUACACAGCCUCGACGAGCGGACCGGCGUCAAGGUGGGCGUUACGGCUGAAGACGGAGGAGGAGGCGAGCAGGCGAGCGAGCGGCACGAGAACGAGGGCGAUGAAGAGAAUGACGGCGACGAUGAAGAGGAGGAGAACGAGGACGAGGACCACCCGGACGAAGCGGACGACGAGGGCGGAGACCAAGACCAAGAUGAGGAAGACGAUGGUCACAAGAAUGGGGUUCGGCGCUCGUUGAGGCAGGCAGCCGCCGCCAAAACUGCGCCCGAAUCGGCUCACAAGACCGCCAAGAAACCGGUCGCCCGAGAUUACUCGUCGGCAUCAGACGAGGAGAACGACAUCGAGGGCGGACAGGAUGACCCUCACGCUGCGAUGAUCCCCGCCGGGUUCGAGAAGUUCUUCUCCCUCGCCAAUGGGGACGCCCCCUCGCUCGUCACUCUCGGCGGCAAGCACAAGGCCAAGGCCUCGGCUCGGAUUGCGCGCUCGGCGCAGCAGAAGGCGACUACCGCCGGCAAAGAAGCAGCGCAGCAGAAAUCGUCGGAGGGCGAACCGCCCGUUCUCGACCUCGUGCGGACGGCUGCCGACGACGCGGACGAGCCGAUCUUGCGCACGCCGGCCGAUGCGGCCGCCAUCAAACAGUACCUCUCGCGAGCCAUCACAGACGGUGUCGACGAGCUCGACCCUGCUCACUUCCAGACCGCGAUCAACAACGUGACGUCUGCCCCGGUACCGCUCGAGGAGGAGCAUCUCAUGAUCCUUUCCGACGACGACUCGUCGAUCAUUGCGCUCGCCUCAACUCUCACCCCAUCGGCUCCGCGCCGAUCCCGCGCCACCUCCCUCGCCGCCGACCUCGCCGCCGCUUCGCUCGUUGCGAGGUGCCGCCUCGCACUCGCAGACGCAGAGACGGGUCGAUUCGUCGCCGAAACGCUGUGGCCCUGGAUCCUCGCGGACCUCGACAAGACGCGGUGGGACGAGCUGCCGAGUGGCGCGACGGGCGACUGGGGCGCCGGCAGCCAGCGCUGGGAACGAGUCAAGGGCGCCGCGCGUGAUAUGGCAACGCGCUCGACGAUGACCUCCUCCUCCCGCCGACGCAAAGUGGUCCAAGACAACAGCGGCGUGAUGGCCUUGCCCUUCCUCGUCGACAGCGCCGACGGGCAGGUCGAGUACUGUGUACUGCGCGCACGAGGCGUGCAGGUCAAGCGGGGCAACGAGGGUCGGAUGCGCUCGGUCGUCGGAGACAUCCUAUUCCGCUUCCUCCUCGCCCACUCGGUCUUGUCACCCGAAGCACGACUCGCACUCCCUGCACCAGUUGGCACGGCAGACCGCGCGACUGUCCUCGACCCAGCCGCAGCCGUCGUCGACAAAGAGCUCUCGCUCGUGAUCAAGUCGGCCUUCCUCGCUGCGACACUCCUGCACGGCUUGCAAAGUCCCUGCAUCUUCCUCUUGCCGCCCAUCCUCGACAUCAUCCGGUUUCCGCAGAGCUGGAAGACGGACGAGCGAGCAGCACGGACACACGCUCGCAGCGCCUUGGACGCGACGACUUCGCCCGCCUGGCGACACGCGAUCGCACACCUUUCGCAGGAGCAGGACGUACUCAGCUCGAUCGACAAGCUCUACGACGCCCUCCCGUCGUCGCUGCGGCAGACACUCGCGCCUUUUCAGCAUGAGCCCCUGCCGUCCAUCACCUUCCCGCCAUGGCGUCUGCUGCAAGCCGUGACCAUUCGCCCGGCAGAGCCGUACACGUUCGACGCCUUUCUUCGCCAACUUCUAGUGAACGACUCGGCGAUCGCACGCCCAAGCAUCCGCCUCAACCUCCCUGCACCAGACGAGCGACCGCGGAUCUCCGUCCUCAAGGGAUCAUGGCCUGGCCGACCGACCAAGGUCGCCAAGGUAAAGGCGGAGGCGGAAGAGCUCAAUUAUGGCGAGGAACAGCGAUGGUUCGCCUUCUACAUGCGCGAGUGGUCCAUUGCGAUGGGCAUCAUCCCGGACGACUCUGCGACCUGGUGCAAGGACGUCACGGCGCUCGAAGGCUUCCGCAAGUUGGUCAAAGCGACGCCGGACAAGUUCUGCCCCUUCAGGGAACAUGUUCCCGCUCGCCGCAUCUUCAACUUCUCACAGACGACGCCGAUCGCACAACAGGCCAUCAGCCUCGCUCUCGGACGUAGCUGCCUCAUCGGCUCGCACCCCCAGGUCCUGCAAGACAUCGCACAGUCGCACCCGAACGGCUGGGCAACGAUCGAAGAGUGGGAAGAAUGGAUGGCGAGGCCGGAUGUUGCGCAGGCGAUCGCCGAGGGCCGCCUCGGCAACAGCAGGGCGUACGGCACGGCUGUCGGCCAGAUCGGGUUCGGCAAGACGUACCUGAAGCGCUUCGCUGACUUCUUCCGGUACAUCCCGGACUUCGUCCAAACACUUCAAGCCGCACGCGAGGGAGACAAGCCGGCGCCGUUCCUCAGGGCGCUCGACAUCCUGACGAAGCUCAAGAAGCGCGGCAGCGGCAACAAGCAGCUGGUGGGACUGCAGGGCGAGAUUAUCGCACUUGUCUUUCUCGGCGACCUCAGCAAGAUCGGCCUCGUCGCUCCGCCGUCAGCAGAUGACAUCUACGCAGCCGCGUGCACGUUCAGCAUCGGCGGUCGUGCCGGCCUCGCGCGUAUCGGGUUCGAGCAGGCGUACGGCAGUCGCGCGCUCGGUAUGCUCCACGGGGUCCUCAACGGAGCACCCGAAGACGGCGGACCACCCGUGGAGUUCGUACAAGGCUGCGCAAAGCUCGGCAUUGACCUCGACGAGCUCGUCGGCGAACAUGCGAGCUGCAAGUUCACCCGCGGCGAUCUCGACAAGGUCCGACUCGACUCGUGGUGGCACGAUGCUCCGCAACUCUUCAACCUGGACGCGCGUGUGUGGAGGCUCGGACGGGAAGCCCAGGGAGGGAGUUGGCCGGAGGAGGAGAUGCUAGUCCUGUAA